Molecule: messenger RNA, 1470 nt
Organism: Homarus americanus (American lobster)
Lineage: Eukaryota; Metazoa; Arthropoda; Malacostraca; Decapoda; Nephropidae
Product: ionotropic receptor 25a-like
Cellular component (GO): membrane
Molecular function (GO): ligand-gated monoatomic ion channel activity
Source: RefSeq, a predicted model, not a curated record
ACUAGUAUGGAUGAGAAGUUCGCAACUAGUCGAUUUUGGUAGCAUUGACUGUGUGCUACCCAAUCUGAGGAGUGAUACGGCCGAACCCCUGAACAUGGUGAAAAUGGGCGGCGUGAUGGUGCUGUGGGCGGUGGGGGUUACACUUGGCUGCCUGCUCUUCCUAGCCGAGAAGAUUUCCUCAACACUAAACUGAUUGUAACAUCCUAUUAUAAGUAGAAAUACACAUUUUAUUACUUAGUUUACAGUAUUUUAGUAUCGUAUUUUUCUUUUUGUCUUUGGAAAAUUAUAAUAGAUUUUACACCAAAUAGACAACAGCAGAGACGCCAUCAUUUUAUAACUUGUAUUACAUCAAUGUUCAGUUACAGGCACACUUGGUACAUCCGUCUAAGUUCGACGCUAGUGAACUUCCUUGGUUUUACUUUCACUGAAGUCUUAAAGUCGAUUAUUGUUUGGACAGGAGAUUAAUGAUAUUGGUAAUGGAUCGUACUAUGAAUUUUCCCAGGAACUGAAGGUGUACGAAUACACCUAACUGACUUAAGAAAACUACGCAAACGUAGUGUUCAAAAAGGAUCAUCAGAAUUAUACGGAAAAAAAAAACAGAAUAACUCUACCUUUCUUAGAUACAUUCACUCAAACGAGUUAGGAGAAACUUUGCACUUAGAUCACCCUAAUUAGAUACAUUAAAUUAACACAAGAUAUGAAUCUUUUUUUGAGACUCUCUACUUAUAUGAAUGUAUAAGUCUUGUAUGUCAAUGUCAACUAUACCAGUACUGUAUAUGACUGACUGGGUUCAGAAUUAAAAGGCGAUAUCAGCAAAAACAAGAAAAAAUUGUAUGGUUCAACAAUAGCUUACAGAUAACUCAGAUACUAAACAUUACAGAGGAAAAUAUAAACCAAGGACUGACAGACUAAAUCACACUAAAGACCAGUGUACCUCACCUUUUAGGCCUCGUGUUUCCAAUUCAGAUAGAUGUCAGUGAUAAGUAGUCAGUUAUGAUGAUGACAUGUUGACAACCAUCUCUUCCUCACUGACUACACCAUCACAUCCCUACUUGAUACUAUAUGCACGUUCACUGCUUCCCACACCCUCCCCAUCCUACUUACGUACCCCACCGCCCCCUUUAAUCUUGUCAGAGGCGGUGUCCCCUGAGGUUCACAAUCUAUUCAGUCCGUGCCAGGGGUAUGGUACUCUUCGUAGUGACGGUUCGAGUGAGGCAAAUCUGAAUCUGAAACCUGGCUGUAAUUAUAAAGUGUUGACAACUAAGAAAGUAGAGUACUUGGUUGACAAUGACCGACUGUGACUUAGAGGUUUAACGUAGUAACUAAAGUUGAUUAGGAUUACAUUUUAUGUAUAAUCGAUAAAAAAUUACGGAUCACCCGAAGAAUUGUCACCCCCAGAGUUUGGCAGGGUGACAAUUCUUCAGGUUGGGUCAGGACCCUCCAUGGUUGGGUUAGGUUAGGUGCAUAUUU